This is a messenger RNA of Lingula anatina, 2372 nucleotides long. RefSeq names its product basigin. Gene Ontology annotation, molecular function: cell adhesion molecule binding; axon guidance receptor activity. Gene Ontology annotation, biological process: homophilic cell-cell adhesion; synapse organization. Gene Ontology annotation, cellular component: axon; neuronal cell body; plasma membrane. The record is from RefSeq and is a predicted model, not a curated record. NCBI's taxonomy places the organism in Eukaryota, Metazoa, Brachiopoda, Lingulata, Lingulida, Lingulidae.
CAAUACAAAAAUGUAAACGGACUUGAUUUCAGUUAAUUUGACCACAUGAAUAAUAACAUGUUUAACAAAAUUUGGUUGAAUGCCCUGGCCUGGGUGUCAUACGAGAGCGCAAUUGAUCCCAAAUGCGACGGAGCUACAUGUAGGUCUCUGUGUAAGCGGGAUUUCCAGGAAAAUAUCAAGUUCUUAGAGGCAAUUUUAUGCCGUUGUGCUUAAGUCUGCGUGCCCUUCCUACUUGAUCAGCAGACGCUUUUAGAUCAAUACAGAAUGCAGUCGGAGUUAAGAAUACGUUACGUCUACAGUGUAGGCACCGGGAUAUGGCUUUUGUUCACAUUCAUCAUUGAAUCAACUCAAGAGAGCGUGUCAGCACUGCGGGUUCGCAGUCUGGUACCUGAAGCGGGGAAACGCUAUGUAUUGGCAGGGACGUCGAUCGUGUUGUCGUGUGUUUCAGGCCAGUCUCAUAAUAGUCCAUUACAGUGGAGUUUUAAUGGAGAGACCUUAAAGUCAGACCAUGACAUGUUAAGCAUCACGUCAACACAAACCACAACGGGUCUCACCACAAGUGAACUCUACUGGGAAUGCGUGACAGAGGAGCAGGGCGGUUUAUACACGUGUCAGGACAGAGCAGGAAAUAGUCAGACACUAAAUAUUACAGUGAUAUCACUAAUACCAUCCCCUGGCUAUCUCAGUCUGACAAAAGAACGUCUAGAACCCAUUACCAUCGGCUGCAGGGUGUCGUCCAAGCUCACCCCUUAUCAGUAUAAGCCGAUAAAAUGGUAUUUCAAAGAUCAACCCAUAAAAGCUUCCCAUGGCUGGCAUCAAGGGAAAUAUCACACAUUUGACCAAAACAACACCUUAGUCAUCAAGUAUGCAGAAGAAGCUGACGCUGGGGAUUAUACUUGUACACUUAGAUUGAAUGAAGUGAACGAAACAUUGAGGCAAACUGUAAGCGUUUAUGUGCUUCCAUUAGUAGAAAGCUUCGAAAGUGAAGAAAUCAGAGUGACAGAGGGAGACGGGAUGACACUGCAAUGCAGAAUCCGGGGAGAUGGAAUUCAACAUGUUAAGUGGUUAAAGGGCAAUUCCUCGUUGACUGUAGACGGGCGGGUUGAGCUGGGGGCCUUUCGCUCUUAUCAAAACGCUUCUCUUCACGUAAAAACUGUUGCCAUGAACGAUUCCGGAAGUUAUUUCUGUUAUGUGGAGAACAGAUAUGGAGCUUCAUCAACGAGGUCGAUAAACGUGGUCGUAUUAGACUGGUAUGCUGCUGUCUGGGUUUUUUUAGGAAUCGUUGCUGAAGUUUUCCUUUUAGCGAUAAUUGCAAAUAUUUAUGAUAGAUACCUCACCAGGGAAUUAAAGAAAAAUGAAAGAGAACAAGAGAAACUAGUUCUGGGGAAAUCGCUGGCUAACACAGAACAGGGCAGUGCCAAAGCAUAGAAAGGAGAGACAUGCCAAGACACGAUGUGCCAAUAAAAAAUAGGAAAAAAAUAAGGAUUGUUGCGAUAAUCAGCCGACUUGCAUUUGAGCAGGUAUGAAAUGAAAACUGCGACUUGCUAGGAUAUCCAUGUAACAUUGCAUCACUCAAAUGGCUCAAGAUUUUUGCAUUUUCAUUUCGUAUCGGUUAUAAUAAGCAGUAUAAGCUUCUGUAUCAUUGUUAUUUACCAGUUAUUCAUUGUUAUUUAAACAUGGCUCCUAAUCUACAAUCGCUGAAUUGGUCGUUACUAGUAGGCCUACGAUAAAGACACCACAAGAAAAAUAUUGCAUCAAAAGAUGGUGCCAUAAGUGAACUAACAAUCUAAAAAUGCGAAAUUAUUUCUGGUCUUGCUGCAUUCGAAUAUACCAGUAUAGCGUCCAUAUCUAUUGAAACACUAGCUGCAGCACCUGAUUUCGAUCAUCAUUUUUUCUCUUCCACAAUACAACACGAAUGUGUUAUUCACCGGCCAUCAACUAAAUCGGCUACUUAAUUGACAAUCCUCCUUUGUGCAUUUGAAAGGAUUAUACUGACUUUAUUGAACUCACUCUUAAGCGCAUUUUUUUUACCAAUACCAAUUUUUAUAACUUUAAAUGUAUGAUUUAGGCUCUAUUUUUAUGUCUUCUUUGUAUAUGUUCCUUUAGAUGUUUUCUGUUUAUUUUGCUAUCGUUCGUUUAGUUGUUUUUAAACUCAAAGAUUUAUCUUUAUCUUUGCCUUUAUUCAUACUUCCAUAGUGCCUGAACAUUAAAAGUUUUCACAGAAGAAUCCUACUCGUUACAUUUGUAUCAAUCGGAAUUUAGGAAGUAGGCUAUAUUUCAUGACUACAUGAAUAUUUCAGUACCAUAUUUCAUCCGUAAGCUGCAAACGUUUUAAAUUUAUUGUUCUUAAAGUUAUAUAUAUAUAUAUAUAU